Messenger RNA from Arvicanthis niloticus (Nile rat), 757 nucleotides. RefSeq names its product nuclear protein 1, transcriptional regulator (gene Nupr1). The record is from RefSeq and is a predicted model, not a curated record. Gene Ontology annotation, cellular component: nucleus. NCBI's taxonomy places the organism in Eukaryota, Metazoa, Chordata, Mammalia, Rodentia, Muridae. Gene Ontology annotation, biological process: negative regulation of cell cycle; negative regulation of cell population proliferation.
CUCUCUGCUCAGGACUGGUGUCUAUGGGCCCAGUUCUGGGAAAAGGCCAGAUUGCAUCAGACAGGGCUUAGGGGGCGGGAGCCUACACCGUGGAGGUUGGAGACAGUGUUAUAAGUAGGGGUGAGAGAACUGGGAGAGGACAAACAUUCAGAAAACGCAGAACAGAGGCAAGACUUUGGAGAAAGCAAACCAGGCAUGAUGGCUACCUUGCCACCAACAGCCAAUCCUUCGCAGCAGCCUCUAAACCUAGAAGAUGAAGAUGGAAUCCUGGAUGAGUAUGACCAGUACAGCCUGGCCCAUCCUUAUGUAGUUGGGGGAGGUCGGAAAGGUCGGACCAAGAGAGAAGCUGCUGCCAAUACCAACCGUCCUAGCCCUGGUGGGCAUGAGAGGAAAUUGCUGACCAAAUUCCAGAACUCUGAAAGGAAAAAGGCCUGGCGCUGAGGCAGUGCUGGAGAUGAGGCUAGACCACGGACAUCACACCCAGCAAUGGAUACAGGACACCACACCCAGAAAUGGAUACAGGACUUCGGAGAAAUUAGGAGUUGUAAGCAGGACCUAGGCCUGCUUGAGUCUCUCCCACCUAAGAGAGGUUCUGGAGAGAGGGCACCAAAAAGCCCUUCCAGACCCAGCAAGGGGCAAGAUAGGAGCAAGAAGCAGAGGGUGGAUGGGCAGAGCUAGGAAGGCAUCCCUAAAAAGAACUGUGGGAGAAAUCGGAUGCCCUUGGGUGGCAGCAACAAUAAACCGUACAGCAGUGACA